Molecule: messenger RNA, 1481 nt
Organism: Manis javanica (Malayan pangolin)
Lineage: Eukaryota; Metazoa; Chordata; Mammalia; Pholidota; Manidae
Source: RefSeq, a predicted model, not a curated record
UGCCCCACCCUCCCCGCCCAAAGCUGAGGUGUGUCACCGCUGCACUGAGGCUGAUGAAGAGGCUUUAGUGCUCUCUGGGAUGCUCAGCCCCGACAGAAGCUCUGCUGCUGUCCACCGAAACUGAUGCUGAGACAUUCAUGGGCACAGUUUAACAGAUGCCGGGCAGGGCAACUGCCUGCUGUAGCCAGGGCUGCAGGUCCCUUAACUACAAGCCAUGAAUGAAUCCAGGUGGACUGAAUGGAGCAUCUUGAACAUGAGCAGUGGCGUUGUGAAUGUGUCUGAACGUCACUCCUGCCCACUUGGCUUUGGCCACUACAGUACAGUGGAUGUCUGCAUCUUUGAGACAGUUGUUAUUGUCUUGCUGACGUUUCUCAUCAUUGCUGGGAAUUUAACAGUCAUCUUUGUCUUUCACUGUGCUCCACUUUUACACCAUUAUACUACCAGCUAUUUCAUUCAGACGAUGGCAUAUGCUGAUCUUUUUGUUGGAGUUAGCUGCUUGGUUCCUACUCUCUCACUUCUCCACUACUCCACAGGUGUCCACGAGUCACUGACUUGCCAGGUUUUUGGAUAUAUCAUCUCCGUCCUAAAAAGUGUUUCCAUGGCAUGUCUGGCCUGUAUAAGUGUGGAUCGUUAUCUUGCAAUAACCAAGCCUCUUUCCUACAAUCAACUGGUCACCCCUUGCCGCCUGAGAAUCUGCAUUAUUUUAAUAUGGAUCUACUCUUGCCUAAUUUUCUUGCCUUCUUUUUUUGGUUGGGGGAAACCUGGUUACCACGGUGACAUUUUUGAAUGGUGUGCCACCUCCUGGCUUACCAGUGCUUACUUUACUGGCUUUAUUGUUUGUUUGCUGUAUGCGCCUGCUGCCUUUGUUGUCUGCUUCACUUACUUCCACAUUUUCAAAAUUUGCCGUCAGCACACCAAAGAGAUAAAUGAGCGGAGGGCCCGGUUCCCUAGCCACGAGGUGGAUGCCUCUGGAGAGACUGGACACAGCCCUGACCGUCGCUAUGCCAUGGUUCUGUUUCGGAUAACCAGUGUGUUUUACAUGCUGUGGCUCCCCUAUAUCAUUUACUUUCUUCUAGAAAGCUCCCGGGUUUUGGACAAUCCAACACUGUCCUUCCUGACAACCUGGCUUGCUAUAAGUAACAGUUUUUGUAACUGUGUAAUAUACAGCCUUUCCAACAGUGUUUUCCGGCUGGGCCUCCGAAGACUGUCUGAGACAAUGUGCACAUCUUGUAUGUGUGUGAAGGGUCAGGAAGCACGAGACCCCAAACCUAGGAAACGGGCUAACUCUUGCUCCAUUUGAAGAGAACUACACAGUAAAUCAAAUGUAAUCUGACGGUGGUUUUGGAUCAUACUCUUGAUUUGUCUGGAAAUUUGCCACUAGAGAAAUAUUUAUUUGAAUAGUUGACUGUGAGAUGAAGGGACUAAAAGUUUCUUUUUCUCUCUCCUUUUGUCAUGGGAAAAAAUCUAAAAAAAAGGAUGUA